Messenger RNA from Papilio xuthus (Asian swallowtail), 996 nucleotides. RefSeq lists its product as uncharacterized. The record is from RefSeq and is a predicted model, not a curated record. Lineage: Eukaryota; Metazoa; Arthropoda; Insecta; Lepidoptera; Papilionidae. The transcript is spliced from 2 exons. The coding region runs from base 312 to 809 and encodes 165 amino acids.
AACGAUUUGUCACGAAACAGAAUUUUCUAAAUUAACUGCUAGGACAACUACAGUAUAAGUCAUCUGCUUGUAAUUAAUAAGAUAACCAGUUAAACAACAUCUACAGUGCACCUUAUAUUAAUUUAACGGUAAACCUUUUUACUUACAAUAAGAAAAAACAACAUGACAAGGGUGACAAGAGUUUUGUUUUUUUGUUGAAUAAUACACCAAUCUGCGUGAAUUAUAAGAUCACACAGUACUUUAUGCUUUGUAUUCUAAACAAAGGAUAUUUGAUCCAGAAUCUAGAUCUGUAAACGAAAGUAUAAAACGAAAUGGAAGAAGAAUAUGAACCAGGAGUUAUUUAUGUUUGUAAAUGUGUUUGCCCAGAAGUUUCUUCCGAAAGGGUAGCGAUCUCCGCUCAUAAGAAACGUAUUUUAGGUAUUGUUUCUGAAACUGAAAAUUAUUUACGAGAACGCAAAAUCCCACAACUUAUAAGAUUUUUAAUAUCGAAAAUAUUAGCACAAGAAUCUGAUAAGCCACUCCUGUAUUUAGAAAAGCUUCUUGAUGAUUGUAUGCUGUUUCGUGUGGGUGUCGGAACCGCACCUGUUUUAUACGAAAAUAGACAUCUUGAAGCGGUAAUUAAAAGUUUUGAUCCAGGACAGCGAGGGUGGUUAACGGCUGGCCAAAUUCGUCGCCUUUACGCUACUCUGGGACUUGCAAUUAAAGAUGAGUUUAAUGAAAGUAUGUCGUGUGAAACAGUACUUAAAAAAGUUACUGAAGCACAAGAAAAUGAGUUAUUUGAUUUGAUAUCGGCUGGAAUGGAUGAAUAAUGAAUUUUUAAAAUUAACUUUUAUGUGGACGGUGCAAAAACAUUUUGUUAUGUAGUAAUUUGUUCUAUAUUUAUUGAGUCAUUGAUGGAUUUGUUUAAAUCCUUUGUAACUUUAACCCUUAAUUCGAUGUGUCCAGUGUGACGGACAACUAAUUAAAAAAAAUCUACUGAACUAGCUUAGAAAAAAU